This is a messenger RNA of Centrocercus urophasianus (Greater sage-grouse), 2719 nucleotides long. Its product is annotated as formin-like protein 6. The record is from RefSeq and is a predicted model, not a curated record. The transcript has 17 exons. Lineage: Eukaryota; Metazoa; Chordata; Aves; Galliformes; Phasianidae. Bases 138 to 2354 code for a protein of 738 amino acids.
AAAAACUGUGGGCUGCAAGAUUUCAUGAGAGAGGCAGAGAAAACAGAGGAGAGUGGUGCUGGGGAAAAGCAGGUGUGGUUAAUGAACAGUUUGUAACCCAAUGGGAUGCUGGUGAAACAAAGAGAAUCUCCACAGCCAUGGAUAACACCAGAACACAAGAUGCUUUUUCACAGUUAAGCCAGGAAAAAAUCCUCAAAAUCAUGAACAUGGUGAAAAACAAAGAAGUGAGCAUUGAAGGAGCUUUGCAUUUGGCACAGAAAGAAGUGUACACCGAUAAGGACUCACAGGAUUUGCUAACCGGCUCGCUGUUUAACUACAGUAUCUACAAAUACAAACACUAUCGGUGGCAGAAGCGAAUUUUGCAGAUUGAUUUCAACACAAAGACAAUUUUUAACAUUGAAAAAGGAAUUAUUAAGAAGCAGUUCCCUUUCUCACAAGUCAAAUCCUGUGAAGAUGCUGAAAGAAGACGUUUCAGCAUUGUGUUUCAUGGGAGACAAGACUAUGAGCUGGAAGCAGUGUCUCUUGAUGACAAAAGGAAGAUAAUGUACCUGUUGAGCAGAGUGAUGCAGAGUAACUCAUGCAGGAGGCCGGGGGAGCCCUGCUUGGAGAGAGCUACAGAGUAUGAUGUGGUGCAUGAAGGAGUGCUGGAUUUGCAGCAGAACGCUUUUAUGUCCUCUGAAUGGGUGAAGUACUUGGUACAACUACGUGAAGGAGAACUGACUUUAUAUUGCAUAGGGCUUGGAGCAGAGAGCAAGAAUGCAUGCCCUGCGAUGAACAUAAUUCAUUUGUCAGGUGGUAAUGUGAGUGUCAGCAAGGAGAAUGAAUGUGGUACCUUUUCCAUCCAGACCAAAGGACACAAUUAUUUGUUUCGAAUUCCCUUUACUAUCCAAAAUUACAGGACACAGGAUGUUGGCAAGCUCCAGAAUGAAUGGGUGUCUCUCAUAGAAGGGUACUGUCAGCUGUGCAAGGGUGGCUUUCUGUCCCAGGAGGAAUCCCAAGGAGAUGCCUCCUCUGAAGCUGAUUAUGAGAAUGUUACUGUAGCUCUGAAUGAACAGAAAGAGGAGGCCCUCCAUUUCGAUGUGAGUGCUGCAAAACUCAGUCUGAACAAGCCUUCAAGCUCACAGACAAAGCCUGCAAAGGGAGAUGUAGCCCCAGCAUCAGCAUCUACUCCAGUUCCCAUAAGUAAGGUGGAGGUGCCACCAGCCCCACCUGCAUUCUUCCAGUCCUGCAACCUUUCUCCCUUGGCAAAGAGAACGAAAGCCUUUCACUGGGAUGUUGUUCCUUGUGAUAAGAUUCAAAAAUCCAUUUGGGGUUCUUGUGACCCAGGCAAGAAAAAGAUAGAUGCAUCCAGACUCUGUGAGCAGUUCCAGAUCCAGGACGUGGCAGUGUUUUCAGGCAAUGAACCUUCAGUGAAUCAGCCCAUCAUGUUGGAUCGAAAAGUUGCACAUAACUUCAGCAUUUUUCUUAAAAGUUUCCGUAUAAAACCAAAGGAGCUGAAAGAAAAGCUGUACAUCAUCCAUGAAGAGAGUGGUGGACUUACAGAUGAACAGAUCACAACACUACGAAGAUACAUGCUAACACCAAAGGAUGCAGAGAAGUACCAGUCGUUCAGGGGGUGCCCCUCAGAGCUGCACAUAGUUGAUCAGUUUAUGUUGGAGAUGUGUAAAAUCCCCCACUUAGGCCAGAGGUUGGAUCUCCUGCUUGCCAUACGUGAACUCCCCGUGAGCAUGGGAGAUCUGGAGCCCCUAAUAAACCAGAAAAUCCAAGCAAGUAAGCAGCUGCAUUCCAGCCAGAAAUUUAUUGCUGUCUUGGAGUACAUUUUAGCCAUUGGAAACCAUUUAAACGAAAAUGCGGGAAAAGAAAAGGCAAAAGGAUUUCGAUUGUCAUCUUUGGCCAAAUUAUCCCUGCUGCGGGGCAAGGAGAGGACGUUCACCUUGCUUCAUGCUCUUGUGGAACAGAUCUCCUUACAUGAGCCUGAUCUGGUGAAGUUUUCUCAGGAACUGACAGAAUUUGAGGCUGUUCCUGAUGCUUCCAUGAAGGGCCUAAGUGCUGAAGUUGAUGUUCUAAAAAAGGAAUUGGAAAAUGUUACUCAGUGCAGGCGUCUUAUCAAAUCCAGGACAACCAAGGCAACACCCCAGGAGUCACAGUUCUGCAGAGAACUAAAGGAUUUGAUUCAGAAAUAUGAAGGGGAUCUAUCCCAGCUGUCAAAAAGAUGUGAAGAAAUGAAGAAGCUUUAUAGCAGUGUGCUGGUAAAAUUUGGGGAACCACAAGACCUGGACUCUCAGGAACUGUUUGGAUGGAUAUCUACGUUCAUCAGUGAGUUCAGGAAGGCCUGUGCUGAAGUCAUGCAGUAAGGACAACACUACUCAUAAAAAGGGGAGAGUGAAGUGUAUGAAACUACAUUCAAGUUAAUUGUUUUGAAAGUUGCCCUGCUAACAAGGUGCACAUUCCAUACAGUUUGUACAGCAGUAUAUUUUGAUUUAAAGAUAUAUUCAAUUUAUGAUGUGUAGUUUUGCAACUGGUCUCAGACCUGUGGGAUCGCAGGUCUCUUACGAGACUCACUUUGUUCUGUGUAUGCCCCUACAGAUACCUGUACAUUUAGAAAGGAGACACUCUUGAUGUUUUUUAUUUUUCUUUUUAUUUUUGUCUUUGACAUCCAGUCUUCUGCCUGAAUUUCAGCUGUUACUUACAGUGAAUAAAUUUACAUAUGGUGAUCUAA